Dryobates pubescens (Downy woodpecker) is the source of this 2290-nucleotide messenger RNA. It is a transcript of the gene CCNG2, whose product is annotated as cyclin G2. Gene Ontology annotation, cellular component: nucleus; cyclin-dependent protein kinase holoenzyme complex; cytoplasm. Gene Ontology annotation, biological process: regulation of cyclin-dependent protein serine/threonine kinase activity; mitotic cell cycle phase transition. NCBI's taxonomy places the organism in Eukaryota, Metazoa, Chordata, Aves, Piciformes, Picidae. Bases 302 to 1318 code for a protein of 338 amino acids. The record is from RefSeq and is a predicted model, not a curated record. The transcript has 8 exons. Gene Ontology annotation, molecular function: cyclin-dependent protein serine/threonine kinase regulator activity.
CUCCAUUUUGAUGCGGGGCUGGGGCGGAGGCGGCUGGUGGGGGCCGGGGAUGGUGCCGCUGCCUCGGGCAUCGCCGUGACUCCCUGGGGGAGGCGAGCGGAGCCGGCCGUGGGCGGGGGCGCAGGCAGCCCUGCCUGGAUGCGGGGCCAGCGGCAGAGCCCACCCGCGUCCCUGCGGUGACGGGAGCCGGGCUCGCCUCCCCCCUCCCCGCCGCGGAGGAGCCGAGCGGUGAGGGCCGCGGGGGGCGCCCGGUGCUCCCUCUCUACUGCCCCAGGUGAAAGAUCCGGAGGCAGGGGAGAAGAUGAGCAGCGAGGCGCUGUGGCUUUUCAAGCAGCUGAACCUCCACCUGGAGCAGGAGGGGCGCUUCCAGCCCCGAGAGAAGGGGCUCAGCCUCAUCGAGUGCGCCGCCGAGAAUGAAAACACUCUGUGCCCCAGACAAAGGAAUGCCAAGGUGGAAGAUCUUUGGAGCCUCACCAACUUCUUCGGGUUUGCAACUGAAACGUUUGUUUUGGCUGUUAACAUUCUGGACAGAUUCCUGGCUCUCAUGAAGGUGAAACCAAAGCAUUUAUCUUGCAUUGGAGUGUGCUGUUUCCAGCUGGCUGCCCGAGUGGUGGAGGAGGAAUGCAAUAUUCCCUCUGCUCACGAGCUGAUCCGGAUCAGCCAGUGUAAAUGCACCGUGUCCGACCUGAAGCGGAUGGAAAAGAUCAUUUCAGAGAAGUUGCACUUUGAAUUUAAAGCUACUACUGCCUUAACCUUCUUGCACUUGUACCAUACUAUUGUACUCUGUCAUACCUCAGAAAGGAAAGAAAUCCUGAAUCUUGACAAGCUGGAAGCACAGCUGAAGGCUUGCAAUUGUCGCCUGGUCUUCUCGAAAGCAAAACCAUCUGUCUUGGCCUUGUGCCUUCUCACUCUGGAAGUUCAGACUUUGAAAUCUGUUGAGCUGUUUGAGAUCCUUCUGCGUGUUCAAAAGCAUUCAAAGAUCAGUGAUAGUGACCUACUUUACUGGAGGGAGCUGGUCUCAAAAUGCCUGGCAGAUUAUUCUUCUCCUGAGUGUUGCAAACCUGAUCAUAAGAAGCUGGUUUGGAUUGUGUCGAGGCGCACGGCCCAGAACCUACAGAACAGUUACUACAGUGUUCCUGAGCUGCCAACCAUCCCAGAGGGUGGAUGCUUCAAUGAGAGUGAGAGUGAAGACUCCUGUGAAGAUAUGAGCAGUGGGGAAGAAAGCCUCAGCAGUUCUCCUCCAAGUGACCUGGAAGGCAGCUUCUUCUUUGAUCUCAAACCUAAAGCAAAGUGGCAACCUCUUAGCUGCCGAUCUUGAUUGUGUUGGGUUGAGAUUUUGAAUGCACCACAGAGGCUUUUGGCAAUAAUAAAUGAGGUGGUAAACUGUAUUAAGGCAAGAAUUGCUGUGGUAUAUCAGUGCUUUGAAUGCCUGCCUUGUUUGUUGGGGGUUUUUUUGUUGUUGUUGUAGUUGUAAGGAAGAAAAAAUAUCCUAUUCAGGUCCUCAGCAGAACAAAACCCUAGUGGGGUAGUUCUGUUGUCAAGAGGCAUAACUGCUCUUGUAGCUGGUGGGCCAAAAUGCUCAGCAUCUAAUCAUGGGCUGUGUUAACAGCUGCAUAACCAGCAGACUGAGGGGAGUAAGGCUUUGUCCUCCCUUUGCUUGGCUUCAUUCCCAUUUGGGCUCAAGAUGUUGAACAAGUUGUGCAAGUCCAGCAGGAAGCUGCCAAGAUGGUUCAGCAAUUUUGGGCACAGGACCUGUGGGGAGAGGCUAAGCGAAAGGAGCUUGUGCAGCCUUUGGGGGACUGGACAGCAGAGGAGAUCGCUGAGGAGGAGAUGACUUGAGGGUCUUGACUGAGAAGCACAGAGUGAGGAUGAGAGGCUUUGAAUGGAAGUUCUCAGUUCGUGGAGGUUUGCUCCCUGGGGGGAUAGUCAAGCACUGGAAUGGACCAGAAGAGGCUGUGCAGGCUUUUUCCUGGGGGGUUCUUGAGUUUCAACAUGGUGAAGCCCAGAGCCUGAUCUGAGUUCAGCUUUGAGCAGCAAGAUUGAACUCGAGUCCUCUUGAGGGCACCUCUGCUCCUUAGUGUUUUGGGCUUUGAGCCAGCUGUCCAGAGAGGUGAUAUGGACUGAGACAUCAACACAGUACCAGGCUGAAGCAUUUAAUGUCAGAUGGGCCAGAUGCUGGCACUGCUUUAUAGCUUUGUGCUCUGCUCCUUUGCAAGCUGGGUCUGAGUUGUGUACCCCAAGCAGAUUUUCAUUUGAAAAAGCUUGGCUUUCACCAGCUGGAGGAAUCCCU